This is a messenger RNA of Suillus bovinus, 1731 nucleotides long. RefSeq lists its product as uncharacterized. Lineage: Eukaryota; Fungi; Basidiomycota; Agaricomycetes; Boletales; Suillaceae. Bases 1 to 1731 code for a protein of 576 amino acids. The transcript is spliced from 10 exons. Gene Ontology annotation, biological process: metal ion transport; transmembrane transport. Gene Ontology annotation, cellular component: membrane. The record is from RefSeq and is a predicted model, not a curated record. Gene Ontology annotation, molecular function: magnesium ion transmembrane transporter activity; cobalt ion binding; cobalt ion transmembrane transporter activity.
AUGUCAGGGACUAAUAAUCACAGAGCUUCCGUGACAUUUUCUACUGGUCGACGUAGUGCCCCGCACGGCAGCUCGAACGACAGGACUAUGCCUCCUGCCAUUCCUACACCUAUGUACCGUCAUGCAGCACCAUCGGGCCCUUGGCCAUGGAUGGACUUUGACACCGAUUCAGAAAUUACCCUCAACUGUGACAACACACCAGUCUCACCUGGCACAGCGAACCAGCCAUGGCGCGGAUAUCCUGAGGCUCUCUUUGAGAAUUGGAAGCCGGAUCAAGUAAGGCGGAGUAAGAUGCUCACUAACUGUCCUGAGCUUGGCGUGUGCUCGGUGCACUGGCUGGAUGCUCUCAAAGACGGGACUUUCAAGAUUUUGGACGAGAAUGGACAAGACCAAACGAGUUCGAUAACACCUGAAUGUAUAAAUGAGUUUUGGACGCUGUUGCAGGAGCCUCGACCUGCGAACAUCCGUGUUCGCGCAUUGUUCGUAGAUAAUCUUUCCUCGUCUGCGCUGCAGAUGCUUGGAACGAGGUUCAAUAUUGAACCAUUUUUCUUUUCAUCAUCCCUAAAUUGGAUACCCUCGCAUUACCAAGAGGAUAUUCGGCCGGGAAAGGGUGAUCAUAUUACGAUUACACUCCCAUUCAUGCGAACGAUGCAAAAUCCAGUCACUCGACCGCCAUCACCAAUAGCCGAAACACCAGGUUCAGUGAGAUCUAUACCCUUACAAUACCUAUCCACUGAUGAACCUCAAAUCAUUGAUACACAAGCAGCGCUCGCUCUCAGCUGCGGCAAGAUUCUCCUCCUCGAUCUCCUCGCGAUACAUAUGGUACGCUCAGAGGACUCGAGCACGAUCAUAUCAUACCAUCCGAGCUCUAGUUUGCGCCGCCCUUCUGCAAAGCGGCUCCACUCGCUUCUAUAUCGUGCAGGACAGAGUGUAUACUGGCAGAAAAUCUUCGCCAAAUCCAAGGACCCGACAUUUUUGUUCCUAGCCAUUAUGUGGUAUGCUCUCUAUGCAUGGGACGAGGCGUUUGAGUCGCUUUACAUUCAUAUCAAUUGGCUGGAAUCUCAAGUGCUGUUGACCAAUAAAAUCAAUACGACUCGUGAACUUCACAUCAUACAAGCACACCUCUUGCACUAUCAGUCGCUUCUCCAAGACUUCCAAAAGUCCGUCGAGUUCCUCCACAAGACCCCGAAUCCUGCUAUGGGAUUCGAUAACCAUAGGUCCAAGGAGCGCGGGGAAUCCAUGGAUCUCAUGAAAAGGGAGUGUGCGAAUCUACUCUCAGAAAUCGGGAGAUUGGAGAACAGGCGAUUGAUGCAGAUCAGUAGGCUGAAAAACGUGAUGGAUCUUGCGUUUGCGACUGUCAACAUGGAGGACAGUAAGCAUAUGAGGCACCUGACAGAGGUCACCGUCCGAGACUCAAGUGCAAUGAAGCAGAUUUCCUACCUUACGAUGAUAUUCCUUCCCGCUUCUUUCACUGCGGGCGUUUUUGGGAUGAAUGUCGAUGAAAUCACGGGACAGCAAGGACAGGAGACGCUCGCCCGCUACGUUGCUGUGGCACUAGCUCUCACGUGCUUCACUUCCUGGCUCAUGGUGGCCCUUCAUUCGCACGGCCCCUUUGUCUCCGAGGAUAGUACUCUGGUGGAGCGCGUUGGAUGGCCUGUGUUUUAUCUUCUCAAAAAGAUAAAUGGCGCAUGGAGAGAGAGAUCGCUAUCAAAGUUUCAGAGCAUUGUUUGA